This is a messenger RNA of Silurus meridionalis, 1451 nucleotides long. RefSeq names its product low choriolytic enzyme-like. The transcript is spliced from 8 exons. Gene Ontology annotation, biological process: proteolysis. NCBI's taxonomy places the organism in Eukaryota, Metazoa, Chordata, Actinopteri, Siluriformes, Siluridae. The record is from RefSeq and is a predicted model, not a curated record. Gene Ontology annotation, molecular function: metalloendopeptidase activity; zinc ion binding. The coding region runs from base 455 to 1273 and encodes 272 amino acids.
AGCUGGUCGACUGGAGGGCAGGGCACUUACACUGUAGGACCCCUGACUAAGGGAUAGUAGCUGGUUAAGGUUGAGCAGGAUGAAGGUUGGUAGGCAGCUGAGAAAGCUGAGUGGAGAUAAGCUUUAGCUGCUUGCUGACAUGCUGGUUGUUAGUGAAGCAGCAGAGUCGCUGGUUGUGCUGCUCAAGGAGUGUAUUUUAGCUGGAGAUUGAAGAGAACAUUGCCUGUGACACAUCUUUCAAUUAUAUAUAUUUUUUAUAAAAUUCAUGUCAAAAGUGAUUUUCAAAAAGUUUUGCAUGCGACAUUUUGUGUUCCACUUCUGGUUCCAUGUUUUGGUUUGCCACAAGCUUUGAGAAAUAGAAAUUGAUUUCUGUGGAAGGGAAGUGAGAACCACGAGAGUAUUUAAGCUGUUCUUCUGCUGCACAUUCUCCACUCUCAUCACUGAGACUUUCAUCAUGUACCUGAUACAAGGCAUCGUCCUGCUCCUGCUCAGCAUCAGUGUUCAGAGUCGUUCCAUUAGGGUAUUUGGUAAUGGAACCUCUGAGGAGAUCAAUGACAACAUCUGUCAAUCUGACACUGUUUCUGCCAUAAUUGAAAGAGCCAACAAGAAUGCUGGAAAGUCAAAGGGUGAUUUCACUAUUAUGCAUGGUGACAUAAUGGUGUACACUGGGCUCCAGAAUGCAGAUCCAUGUACUUCUCAAGGGUGCAAGUGGCCCAGGAACCAAGAUGGGAAGGUUUAUGUGCCUUAUGUCAUUUCCAGGCAGUACUCACCAUCAGAAAAAGAUGUUAUCCAGAAUGGGCUGGACUCCUUCCAAAGGUCGACCUGUAUCCGCUUUGUACCUCGCAGAAAUGAAGAACAUUACAUUAAUAUAUUCUCAGAUGAAGGGUGCUACUCAUCAGUGGGUCGCAGGAAUGGAAAACAGGAUUUGUCCCUACAGCGCGAUGGCUGUAUUUACAUUCACACAAUCCAACAUGAGCUUCUCCACGCUCUGGGUUUUCAUCAUGAGCAGAGCCGCAGUGAUCGUGACAAUCACGUCAGAAUCCUUCUCCAAAAUGUUAUUGAUGACGAUGCUCACAAUUUUGAUAUUGAACCCACCAACAAUUUGAACACUCCAUAUGACUACAACUCUGUCAUGCACUAUGAUAGGUGUGCUUUCUCCAAGAACGGCCAGCCGACCAUCAUCCCCAUACCAGACAAUAACGUUCCCAUUGGACGUGCCACUGAGAUGAGCCGCAAUGACAUUCUACGUGUUAACAGGCUCUACUGCAGUUAAAUUCAGCACUCUGAACAUCAUCAGUGUGUUUCACAUGCUUUCAUUAACCACUUGAAGCAAAUGGUAAAGCUUAAAUAUCUGGGUAGGAUUGUUUCUGGAUUCUGUCUCAGUUUUGCUCUUCUGGAAUUUAUUUUUCACAUGCAGUGUUAAAAGCAAUUAAAAAUAAUUCAAAAAAUGA